AUGUACACCUUGCCUCUCUCCGCAUUCCUCGAGCUCGUCGAGCUUUCUGCGCACGAGGACAUGAUGAAAGCGAAGUGUCUCACUGUCUUCGACGAGAGCAUGGGAAGGGCAAUGUUUAUUUCACACCAGUGGCUGGCGAAUCGACAUCCUGAUCCCAACGGCGAGCAACUUCAGGUUUUGCAAGAGGCUCUGCGAAAUCUUAUUGCUGGGGUGGCCCAAGUGAGCCAACCGGUUCAGUCAGAGCUAUUUCACGGUCGUAUGCCAUGUCCAACAGCAUCGGAGCUCAAAUCCACGCCUCUCUACGUCUGGUACGAUUUCUUGUGCUGCCCGCAAGAUGCAUCUGAACGCGCAAGUCGUCAUCGUCAGCGUGCGAUUGGCAGCAUACCUUCAUAUGUUGCGAAGUGCAAAUACUUCGUAGUUCUCUGCCCCGCGCUGGCGCAUGCAGACCACAGAGUGACUCUCUCAUAUGAGACGUGGGCCGGAAGAGGCUGGUGCCGAGCCGAGAAGAUGGCUGUGGACCUUGCCGCCAGGAAUGACAGCUGCGCCAUCAUCAUCGAGAGCCAGACCCAUGCGAAGUUGCACUUUCAGCUUCUUAGGUCUCCUCCUGCGAUGGGAACGUUUUCCGUGGAGUCCGACAGGACGAGGAUCGGGCAGAUGCUCGUUCACAUGGUGUGGAACAAGCUGCUCUACUACCGGGAGGCAGGCGACAUGCACAACUACAGGCUUCUCUUGAACGAGCAGAAGUCACGCUGGUUCCAGGGUCUCAGCAUGGACCCGAUUGACGGUUUGGUCGAAGGUUUCGUGACAGAUGCCGACCCCUUCGAUCAGCCAGGGGAGUUUGAGCUGGCACGGUUCCUGCACCAGAACGGCUUCCGAAGUCCGCUAGAGAGGGACUCGGCUGGCUGGUCUCCGAUUUGCUUUGCUGUUGUGAAGGGCAGUGCGAAUUUGGUGCAAUCCUUGCUUGCUCGCCGAGCUGAUCCCAACGAUGCCAUCACCAAGGCCAAGAAGGAGCUGGCGAUGCCCAAACGCUUCUCGCUGCUUUCUCUGGCGGUGGUGUACCACAAUCAGGAUGUCCUGAUGACGCUUCUAUCGGCAAGGGCUUACGUUCAUGCGAGGGACGCACGACAGGCCACUGCUAUCAUGUGGGCAGCAGUGGCCAACGAUGCAAGCGGCAUCCGGUGCUUGUGCCAGGCAAGGGCCGAUCCUUCUGACUCUUGCAAUCCUGGUAUCAGCACACUUCAGGCGGCCUGCUCAUUCGCGUCUCUGGAUUCCAUGGCGGAGCUGAGAUCACAGGCUCCUUCCUUAAGCCUGAGGUUUUGCCUACACUAUGCUCUCAUGUUUCAGGGCGGCUUCUCCGAGCCCAUCAGUUUUCUGAUACAGGCGAGGGCAGACGUGAAUGAGAGGUUCGAAGCGGAGGGGAAGCUGUGGUGGUUGAUAAUGAAGCUCGAAAGCAUCCGGCACAAGUUCAACCCCUCUCGCUUGACCCUUUUGUCACAUCACCACGCUGGCGCAACACCACUGAUGUUUAGCAUCCUCAGUGGCUGCUUUGGCGUGGUUCCUCUCUUGCUUGCUGCAGGAGCCAGGCUGGAUGUUCGAAACUCCCGGAAGCAGACCGCAAGCGAUCUCGCCCUGGCCGUCCGAGCUCCCAGUGCCCUGCUCCAGCAGUUGCAGCAGGCCCCGAGUACUUUCGAGGAUCCUGGCUCGCCCGCGCCUGAGGAUACCUUCUUCAUCUAG
Messenger RNA from Symbiodinium sp. CCMP2456, 1734 nucleotides. The record is from the annotation of a GenBank genome assembly. NCBI's taxonomy places the organism in Eukaryota, Dinophyceae, Suessiales, Symbiodiniaceae.